Molecule: messenger RNA, 4028 nt
Organism: Nicotiana tabacum (common tobacco)
Lineage: Eukaryota; Viridiplantae; Streptophyta; Magnoliopsida; Solanales; Solanaceae
Product: pentatricopeptide repeat-containing protein At3g24000, mitochondrial
Biological process (GO): RNA modification
Molecular function (GO): protein binding; RNA binding; zinc ion binding
Source: RefSeq, a predicted model, not a curated record
UUGGGAAGCACUGCAGGUGACAGAUGAUGACAAAGGCGAUACACAUGAAACAGUACGUGACAAAUCCAUCAAUUUUCAAUUCAAUCAUCCCCAUAGCUCGGCAAUUUUUUUCUACGUCAAGUGCAGUAUCAGCCUUAGAAUCAGAAACUGGACCGGUACAAAAACGUUUUGGUUCAUUUAUUGGUGUUAUACAAGACAAAGAUCUUCUAAAAAAGGCUCCAAAUGGGGAACUUUUAGUACUGUAUCUUAUUGACAAUGGCGCAAUGGACCCGGAUGCCAGUUUAUAUAACCAGCUACUGAAAAAAUGUACGGAAUGGAAGCGGCUUAAAGAAGGCAAAGUGGUUCAUGAACACUUCCUGAGGUCGAGGUUUAGAAAUUAUGUUGUUCCGAAUAACACGUUGAUUAAUAUGUAUGCGAAGUGUGAAAGCAUGGAUGGUGCUCGCAAGGUGUUUGAUGAAAUGCCUGAGAGAGAUAUGGUUUCUUGGACUGCGUUAAUUACUGGGUAUUCGCAGAAUGAGGGUGCUGAGGAGGCCUUGGUUUUGUUUUGUGAGAUGGUGAAGUUUGGGUUUAUGCCGAAUCAGUUUACUUUUGGCAGUGUUCUCAAGGCUUCCGGGGCAUUGGACAGUGGUGGAACUGGCAGGCAAGUACACGGGGCGUGUGUGAAGUUUGGAUACGAGGAGAAUGUGUAUGUUGGGAGUGCUCUUGUGGAUAUGUAUGCAAGGUGUGGACUAAUGGACGAAGCGAAAAUUGUGUUUGACAAGUUAAGUUGCAAGAAUGAGGUUUCUUGGAAUGCUUUGAUUGCUGGGCAUGCUAGGAAAAGUGAGGGAGAAAUUGCUGUGAAGCUUUUCUCUGUGAUGACAAGAGGCGGUUUUCAGCCGACCCACUUUACAUUUUCAAGUGUUUAUGCAGCCUGUGCAAGCAUUGGAGCUCUAGAGCCCGGGAAAUGGGUGCAUGUGCAUAUGAUCAAGUCAGGGUUGGAACUUAUUGCUUUUAUUGGGAAUACUCUGCUUGAUAUGUAUGCUAAGUCUGGUAGCAUUGAUGAUGCCCGAAAGGUUUUUGAUAGGUUGGUGCAAAAGGAUGUAGUCUCUUGGAACUCAAUGCUUACGGCCUAUGCUCAGCAUGGACUCGGAAAAGAAACUGUAGAAUGUUUUGAGGAAAUGCGUAGGAUAGGACCUGAACCUAAUGAAGUGACUUUUCUUUGCGCUCUUACAGCUUGUAGUCAUGCUGGUCUUCUAGACAAAGGAAUGCAUUAUUUUGAGUUGAUGAAGAAAUUUAAGAUAGAGCCUAAUAUUUCACAUUAUGUGACCAUUGUAGAUCUACUUGGUCGAUCAGGUCAACUUGACCGUGCUGAAAAAUUCAUAAAUGAAAUGCCAAUUCAACCAAAUGCAGCUGUUUGGAAAGCUUUGCUUGGAGCUUGUAGGAUGCAUAAAAACUUGGAAUUGGGUGUUUAUGCAGCUGAAUGUGUGUUUGAACUUGAUCCCUAUGAUUCAGGGCCACAUAUUUUGCUGUCUAACAUCUAUGCUUCUGCUGGUAGGAGAAGUGAUGCUGCAAAAGUUAGAAAAAUGAUGAACGAGGGUGGAAUCAAGAAAGAACCUGCUUGUAGUUGGGUGGAGAUUGAGAAUGCUGUUCAUAUGUUUGUAGCAAAUGAUGUUGCCCAUCCGCAGAGAGAGGAGAUCCGUAACAUGUGGGAGAAGAUAACUGAUAAAAUCAAGGAAAUUGGCUAUGUCCCCGACACUAGCCACGUGCUUUGGUUUACGGAUCAGCAGGAGAGGGAAGAGAGAUUGCAAUACCAUAGUGAACGACUUGCUUUAGCAUUUGCUCUUCUCAAUUCUCCACCUGGAUCCCCUAUCCGUAUAAAGAAGAACAUCAGAGUUUGUGGUGAUUGCCAUACUGCAUUUAAGUUUGCUUCAAAAGUGGUGAAUAGGGAAAUCAUCUUGAGAGACACAAAUCGGUUCCAUCAUUUUCAUAAUGGUUCUUGUUCUUGUGGAGACUACUGGUAGUGCAAAAAUAAUCUCCACAUAUAUGCAAUGGUUAACUAUCAAAGGCUCGUUUAAAUUAGCUGUGGUAAUGUGAAAUCAUUCUGGACUUGACUAUCAUGUAGGACAAGGUUGGGAUGGGAUGAUGCAUGUUUUCUUACCAAAAUUGCUUGUUGGCAUAUACACAAGCAUCCUUUAUAUAUGCAGUCAUCCAUCAAAUGUACUAGAAGAUUCUUUUUUGCCUUAUAAGGCUGGUUCUGACUACUUUAUUGCUUUCUAGCACAUGGUUAGAAGCAGGUUACUCUCAUAGUCUCUGCCUCUCUGAAUAGCGCAGGAGUAACAACAUAAUGGCCAGAGGUUCUGGAAAAUACUGGUGCCAAUUGCCGAUGAUUUUUGCGCUUGUUGCGAGAUGAUUUUGCCACUUUUUGAGAGAAACUCAAGACUAUCUUGCAGAUUCUCUAGGGAAGCAUCUAGGUAUGAGCUGAAGGGACCUUUACCCGGAAAGACAGCUUGAUAUUUUAUCUACAUUUCAUUUUCUUAAACUGCAAAUAUUCACAGUAGUGACUAUGUACCUAGUUCCUACCAGGUGAAGGAAAAUUUGUAUUCUGUCCCUAAAGUUUAAGUACCUUGAGCUCUACCUGCUGUGUUUUGAGAGUGUGUUACAUUUUCUACCCCACUUUUUCUCUUCGUGUUCAGGCAUACAGUUACACAUGUCAGACAUUUAUAUGAAACUCAGGGUCUACUCAAUCAUGCAUUAAGGUCUUGUGAUAUACAAUCUUUUUGGUAAUAUCACAUACGAUGCUUCAUGUGCAGAUUUCUUAACAACAUGGGUCGAACUCUCUCACAGAAUUUCCCAUAAAGGAGUUAUUUCAGUUCUUAAAAAGCCUGUUAACACUACAUUUGCUCGGAAUCCACUCAGAAAGUGGAAAGGCCACUUUGUUUUCAUCUGUCUUGUGUAUAUCUGGUUUUUGUGCUGUGUUGGUUCCUCAUCAAUGACGUCAAUUGUGUUACUUGGUGCUGCAUACUGACGUUUAUGAUUUUUAACUGUCAAAAUAAACAGAAAUGAGUUAACGCUGCUCUCUUGAAGUUCAGGAACAAUACAGUUACAGGAGAACUUGAUAAUGGGGUAGCAGUGCAGCAAUGCAACUCUGAAAUGCUGAAAACCUUCUCAAAAUUCUUCUGGGAUGUGUAGGUAGCCAAAGCCUUGAGAAUGGCCCAAGAGCAUGGUUCGUGAAGGAACUAUGGUGGAGGCCAAUAUAUUCUGGAAAUAUUGUAUAGCACAUGGUGAAGCAGACCAAAGUUGAGAAUCUUGAUGUUGAAUGUGAGACUGGAGUAUGAUGAAGGACAGCUUGAAAUAAAAGAAACUAUAGCUACAGGGCUAGGCUAAUGCGAGUAUGAUAUGAUCAUCCCAAUUAUGCUUUCCUGGAUUAUAUCAUAUGCAUUUCGAUUUUUGAAUGGGGUUUUGCUGAUCGAGAUGCAGAGAAGAUGGAAGGAUGUGGCAAAGAGGAGAAGAUCCUUCACCAGAUCGUGUCAAAGAAGCUUAUCGCUUAUCUAUGUUUGGAUUGUGACAGAACAAACCCAAGUGCUUGUAGUGACAAAGUUGUUGUUCAUGAUUUCAUGACAUAACCCUUUAUGUUCCAUGCAGCCCAAGAAAGCAAGAAAUGUUGUAGAGUAACUCACUCAACGAACGCGCUUUCCCUUCCAGCCAGAAGUUGAUGAAACUAAGCAUGCUCGUGUAAAUUUUCCAUUCAAGUACAUUUACUGUUACUAGAAUUUGACGUGGUAACAAGCACAGAAGGGUAACAAGGAGGUUAUUUAGGGUAUCAUCAGAGAUUUUAUCAUUGUAAGUAGCUAUUCCGAGGUUCUUUUGGUUUUUAGAUGAUUAAUAUAAUUUAAGUCAUGUAUAAAGGUUUGAAUUAUUACCCAAACAUUUCUCAGUGAGGUAAUUAUUUUAAUGAUUAUUGAGUAAUUGCUUGUCUAAAUAGAAUCCGCAUUGUUCUGCUCGGAGUGACAUUGAUAAUAUAGUGGAGUAGUUAUUGCCUUAUUUGUUUC